GAUAUCACCCCGUAGGUGUUCUGGUAAGGCGACAUUGGUGGCAUCAUGCCCGUGGAUGUUGUAUUGGCGGCGGCGGAUCCCUCGACUAAAUAGCUGCACAUCGUCCAUGGGGGCUUCAGCAUUAUGGUGGCCAUGGUGGCAGUCGUAAGGUUAACUUGGUCGGGGAGGGGUGAAUCGCGAUCGUCACUGUCAUCGGGCGUCAUUGACUCGGUGUCGGUGUACAAUGAGGCAUCCGAAGGGGCGGCGUCCGAAUCGGUCUCUAAUUCAGGGAAUGGUUCAUUCUCGCUCUCGUCUCCAUUGAGGUUGGUGGCGGUGUCAUCAUUGUGGUUCAUGUUGUGCGGUCCGCGAGUGAGAGAUGUGGACCGGAUUUCGGUGGGGGUCACUUGGCAGCCUACAGGUUUGUUCCCGGCCAACCCCAAGGUUGUUGCCGCGCUGCCGGGCCGUGAGGUACCCAUCCCACUGAUCGACGAGAACGUCACACCGGUCGCCUGCAAGCAACAACAGUACAACCCAGUGCAGGCGGAGAUCGUUAACGACCAGGCUGACCUUUGGCUGGAGACUGGAGUUAUCCGCUAUUCCACGUCAGCCUGGUGUAGCCGAACCUCCAUCGUGAAGAAGAAGGAUGGCAGCAACCGAGUCACCAUCGACUACCGACCGCUCAACGCCGUCACCAAGAAGGAUAGCGGGGGCAUCGGCACACUGGCAACAAUGCACCACCGCAUCAAGGGGAGUAACUUCUUCACCCUCCUUGACCUGCCCUCAGCCUACCAUCAGCUCUCCAUCAAGGAAGCCGAUCGCCACAAGACGGCCUUCCGGGACGCGCGUGGACGCCUGUAUGAGUUCACGCGAUGUGGAUUCGGACUCACGACGAUCCCCGCCGUUUUCUCGGCCCACCUCGGUGACACCCUGCGGCCGACCGAGAACAAGGGCGGCGUCGAACGCUGGCUUGACGACAUCCUUCUGCACAGCGCAACCCUGGAGGAGCACAUGGCCCUCAUCGAGGAGGUGUUCGAUCUGCUCCAGGGUGUGGGGUACUCGGUGCACUUCAAGAAGUCCAUGUUCUGCAUGUCGGAGGUGGAGUUUUUGGGUGCCAUGGUGGGCAGGUCAGGAGUGCGGCCGGCGCCGUCCAAGAUCAGGGCGGUGCAGGAGCUGGAAAUGCCUGCAACAGUGGGGGAAGUACGGGCGUUCUUAGGUCUCGCUGGUUACCUACGGGGUUUCGUACCGGACUUCAGCACCCUCACCGCGCCCAUCACGGAUCUCCUGCGGGACAAGGCGUUCAGUUCGAAACGGGCGCGGAACCGUCGGGUGCCAUGGGGGGCCGCACAGAUCGAGGCCUUCCAAGCGGUAAUCAAGGCGCUGGUUACGCACCCGGUGCUCGCGGCCCCCGACUGGCAUCUGCCGUUCACCUUACACACGGACGCCAGCGAGUUGGCGGCAGGAGCGGUACUCACCCAACCCGUUGAGAACCGCGAGGCCCCUCUGGGCUACGCCAGCCACCGCUUCACACGAGCAGAGGAGAAGCUAUCCGCCAACGAUCGUGAGGUCCUCGGAGUGCUCUACGGUAUUGAGCAAUUCCACACGUACUUACAGCACCGUCGCUUCACGCUCGUCACGGACUGUGCUGCUCUGACGUGGUUGUUCACCAGUCAAAACCUCUCCUCGAAGAUGCACCGGUGGUCACUACGCCUCAUGCAGUUCGACAUCGACCUCAAGUGGCGAAAGGGAGAGGACCACACAGCGCCAGACGCACUGUCCCGCCUACGCCGCAGGGACCCACUGGAGACCCCCAUCAACACGGCAUUCCCUGACGACACCUCGAGUGCAGCAGACGCCCAAAGCCCCGGUGGACCAGUGCUGGAUGGCGUGCCACUGCGGACGCUGUCGCCCCCUUCUGCAGCUGAAGAGAAGGUCCUGGAUGGCGUCUCCCUCGCCGCCUUGGGGUCAACGGAGGUACGAGGCCAGCCGGAGAUACCUCUGCGUGUGUUCUAUGCACUCCAGAUCACACCUGAGCCCCCUGAUAGCGAUGACCACCACCGUCGCCAGAGCUACGAGGAUGCCCGCACCGCCUUGGCCCCCAGGCUUCCCCGAGCAGUUGUUCUGGGCUGCGGGGCCGGGGGAGCCCUGAUAGCACUUCGAGGCCUGUUACACGUUGGCGCGGCCAUUGAGCCAGACUGGACGACGCUGGAGUGUGCACGCACCAACCCCUGGAGCGCAGGCAUACAUCUGGUUCGGACACCCCUCAGGGGUAAGCGGUGCAUGCAGGUAUUGACAGAGGUCAGACCAGAAGUCCUCGUCGGCAACGCCUGCCGACGCUACGAUCCCGAGCGCCUGGGCAACACGGCCACCCACCAGACUGAGGCCAUCGUGGACACCUUCCUUGCCUCCCGGGCGCAGCUACUGGUGGUUGAGUGUCCGGCGGGGUUCGCCAGAACAACAGCAUGGCGGGACAGCUUACGACCGCGCCUGGAGUCCGCCCGGUGCUCCGUGGAGGACGCUCUCCUGCAUGCCACGGAUGUCGGAGUGCCCACGGGGAAACAACGAGUGUUCGUCAUAGCGGUCAAACCACGCCCUGGUGGGUUCCUCGGACGCGAAGGCUGUUACUUCCUGAAACGGCUCCCCGGGGACAAAGGGGUCUUUAGCUUUGCCAAGCCGACGAUCACCCUCACUCAUGGGCACAUCAUGGGUCGACGCCUGCCCCCUGAGGAUUACCAGCCACACCCGACCGACGACGGCCCCGUCGCUAGCGCGCAAGACCUGUCGUGGGGAGACUUUGUGAAGCUCACCACGACGCAGGGGGACUUCACGGUCCCCCCAACCGUCCGCAGGAUAGAUGCCGCAAGGGCACUUGAGGAGUUUGCUUUACCAGAAAUGAUGCGUGAGGCCCUCAACGAACUGGGCAUACUCGGCGUGAUAAACAGGAACGCCGACCCACGAUGUAGCUUGGAGGAAGAACUGUCGUUAUCAUUGGCCAGCCUGUGGUUAGACCCAACUGACAGGGCAGGUGUGGACGCUAUGGCGGCCGCGGCGGCCCCGAGUGGGAAGUCGGGUGUCGAGGAACCACGCUUCGUCGUGAUCCCACGAGUCACACGAGGGAUGACUCGCAGGGCGGCACCGCCCGAGUCCGCUACCCCUUCGAAGAAAGGAAAGGCGCCGGCCCGGCACGAGGCAUCCCCACCUUCGACACCGCCACCUGGAGGCGCGCUACCUGCUCAUGCGAGUGGCCCUCCGCCGGCUGGAGGUGCGCUACCUGCUCACG
Molecule: messenger RNA, 3256 nt
Organism: Ectocarpus sp. CCAP 1310/34
Lineage: Eukaryota; Phaeophyceae; Ectocarpales; Ectocarpaceae
Source: the annotation of a GenBank genome assembly